Messenger RNA from Rhinolophus ferrumequinum (greater horseshoe bat), 3318 nucleotides. RefSeq names its product NLR family pyrin domain containing 5 (gene NLRP5). The transcript is spliced from 10 exons. Gene Ontology annotation, biological process: regulation of inflammatory response. Gene Ontology annotation, molecular function: protein binding. Gene Ontology annotation, cellular component: cell cortex; subcortical maternal complex; cytosol. Lineage: Eukaryota; Metazoa; Chordata; Mammalia; Chiroptera; Rhinolophidae. The record is from RefSeq and is a predicted model, not a curated record.
AUGCAAGAUUCUCUUAAUCUUGUCACUCUUCCAACAGGUCCCAUUUGCUCUCUACUAUCAAAGAGUCUACUUUUCCAUCAACACUUGAGCCCUCAGCCUUGACUUAAGAUGGGAGAAGCCAACUUACCCUCCCUUUCCAAGUGCGGACUACAGUGGUGUUUCAAGCAGCUGGGAGAAGAAGGGUUUGAAACAUUCAAGGACUUAGUAAAGGAAAAAGCUUCAGAACUGGCAGCGUGCUCUUUUCCGUGGAUUGAAGUGGAUAAUGCCAAUAUGGAACAUUUAGCCUACCUCUUGCAUGAGCAUUGUAGGGGACCUCUUGUCUGGAAGAUAUCCAUAAGUAUCUUUGACGAGAUGGACCUGCCAGCACUCGCUCAGAAGGCAAGGGAUUACAUGGAAAGAGGUGACGAAUGGCACUACAAGGCUCACGUGAUGACAAAAUUUGCCAUGAUGUCGGAUACACACCACGAUUUCAAAACCCUGGCCCCUGACUGUCUGCAAAUGCACAUGCUGUUUGGCGCGUUCACCCCGGACCAGUGCGGCUUUCGGCCCCUCACUGUGGUGAUGCACGGAGAGUCAGGCGUCGGCAAGUCAGCUUUGGCCCGGAGGGUCCUGCUGCACUGGGCCCGAGGGGAGCUGUACCCCAGCUUGUUCUCCUACGCCUUCUUUCUCCACGCUGGAGAGAUCCAAUCCAGGAAGGAGAGCAGUUUUAUGGAGUUAAUUUCCAGGGAGUGGCCAGAUUCCCUGGUGCCCGUGAUGGACAUCCUGUCUCAACCAGAAAGGCUCCUGUUUGUGGUCGACGGUUUCGAUGACCUGGACGUUGCCUUCAAAGAGGAUGACACUCAUCUCUGUGACGACUUGGCGGAGAAGCAGCCCGUGUCUGUCCUGAUGCGUAGUCUGCUGAAGAAGGUCCUGCUCCCGGAGGCGUCCCUAAUCAUCACCGUCAGAGACGUGGGCGUGGAAAAUCUCCAAGCUGUGGUCACGUCUCCCCGUUACCUCUUAGUUGAAGGAAUGUCAAUGGAAAGGAGGACUCAGUUGUUCCUGGAGCACAUGAAGAAUGAGCAUCAGAAAAUUCAAGUGUUGCACUCGGUGGUGGACAAUGACCAGCUGUUUGGCAAGUGCCAGGUCCCGGUCGUGUGGUCGCUUAUCUGCCAGGCUCUCCAGAUGCAAGAGGCGUCAGGGAAGAGCCUGCCACAUACUUGCCAGAUCCUCACGGGCUUGUACGUCACCUUUGUGGCCCAUCAGCUCACCCCUCGAGAUGCCUUCGGGUGCUGUCUCGGCCGUGAAGAAAGGGCUGUCCUGAAGGCUGUCUGCCGGAUGGCCGUGGAAGGGGUGUGGAAUGCCAAGUUUGUGUUUUACGGCGAUGACCUGCGUGUUCAUGGACUGACCCCGUCGGAGCUCUGUGCCCUGUUUCACAUGGACAUCCUUCUCCCAGAUGGCCCCGGUGAGAGGUAUUACACGUUCCCCCACCCCAGCCUCCAAGAGUUCUGUGCUGCUUUGUACUACAUUCUAGAAGGAUUGGAAAGAGAGUGGGAGACCCACCCUCUGUUCGUGGAGAAUAUAAGGACUUUAAUGGAGCUCAAACAAAUCAGCAUCAAUGCCCACUUGCUGCAAGUGAAGCGUUUCUUAUUUGGCCUGAUGAACAAGGAGGUGAUGAGGGUUCUGGAAAACCUGCUGGGGUGUCCCAUCCCCGCAGUAGUGAAACGGGCACUUCUCCACUGGAUCCGUCUGUUAGGUCAACAGGCCCACACCACCACCCCGCUAGACUUCCUGGACUGCUUCUACUGUCUUUUUGAGACUCAGGACGAAGAGUUUGUUCGCUUAGCAUUGAACAGCUUCCAAGCAGUAUGGCUUUCAAUUAACCGGCGAAUGGACUUACUAGUAUCUUCCUACUGUCUCCAGCACUGCCAGUAUUUGUGGAAAAUUCAGAUGGAUGUCAGAGAGAUCUUCUCAGAAGAUGAGGUUACUGAGGCAUGGCCCAUGAUUCCACAAGGGAUGCAGACCAAGGUCCUGGUUGACGACUGGUGGGAAAAUCUUUGCUUGGUGCUCAGCACCCACCCAAACCUACGACAGCUAGACCUCAGUGGCAGCAUCCUGAACGAAUGUGCAAUGAGGACCCUGUGCAUCAAGCUCAGACAGCCAACCUGUAAAAUACAGAAUCUGAUAUUUAAAAGGGCACAAAUUACCUUUGGUCUCCAAUAUCUCUGGAGGACUGUCAUCAUCAACCAUCGUAUUAAAUACUUGAGCUUGGAAGGCACUCACCUGAAGGAGGAGGAUAUGGGGAUGGUGUGUGAAGCCCUACGACACCCAAGUUGUAUGUUGGAGUCUUUGAGGUUGGAUCACUGUGGGUUAACCCACACCUGUUGUCUGCUGAUCUCCCAAAUCCUGCUCACAGCCACCAGACUGAAAUCCCUCAGCCUCACAGGAAACAAGGUGACGCACCGGGGCGCCACGCCUCUCUGUGACGCCUUGACCGUCUCGCAGUGCGCCCUGAAGAAGCUGCUACUGGGAGACUGUGGCCUGACAGCUGCCGGCUGCCAGGAUCUGGCCUCGGCCCUCAUCAGCAACCAGAGAUUAACACACUUGUACCUGUCGACCAACAACCUGGGCAGUGAAGGCGUGAAUCUGUUGUGUCGUGCCUUAAAACUUUUCAGCUGUGCCCUACGGAGGCUUAUACUAAAUGAAUGCAACCUGGAUGUCAUUGGCUGUGGCUUUCUUGCUCUUGCACUUACGGGCAACCGACAUCUGACGCAUCUGAGCCUUAGCAUGAACCCCUUGGGAGAUGAUGGGAUGAUCCUUCUGAGUGAGGCCAUCGCGGAACCAUCUUGUCACCUCCAGGACCUGGAACUGGUGAAGUGUCACCUCACUGCCACUUGCUGCAAGAAGCUAUCCUUUGUGAUCACAAGAAGCAAACACCUGAGGAGCCUGGAUCUUGCUGCCAAUGCCCUGGGUGACGGUGGGAUGGCAGCACUGUGUGAGGGGUUGAAGCAAAAGCAGGGUUCUCUGAGGAGACUCGGGUUGGAGGCGUGUGACUUGACUUCUGACUGUUGUGAGGCCCUCUCCUUGGCUCUCUCCUGCAACCAGAGUCUGACCAGCCUAAACCUGAUGCGGAAUAAUUUCAGUCCUGAAGGAAUAAUGAAGCUGUGUCCAGCUUUUGCACAUCCCAACUCGAAUCUACAGAUUAUUGGGCUGUGGAAAUGGCAAUAUCCAGCUCAAGUGAGGAAGUUGCUGGAGGAGGUGCAACUACUGAAGCCCCAGGUUGUGAUUAGCGAUGGCUGGUAUGCUUUUGACGAAGAAGACCGGUAUUGGUGGAAAAACUGA